AUGACAGGGUGUAUGUCUGCGUGUGAUAUGGACGCGUUUUCUUUCUUUGUGCGAAGUGAAGAGAAAGGGGGCACAGAAUGCAUGUCAAAAAGAAGUUAUCGAAGCCCCCUCGUGUUGGCUUCUGGGGUAGGGAAAUAUGGAAUAAUAUACCCCGACUCCGAAUGCCUCAUUGCGGAUGCGUUUCAGUUUUGUGACAAACCGAGAAAACAGGCAGAAGUGAUGAAUGCGGGUGAAUGCGGUCAAAUAAACACUGGAGGAGAGAUGAUGUUAAAACCGUGGGCAAAUCUACAGGAGUUGAUUCCCCCACCGACUGUGCGCCUCUCCCGCCAAUUGCUUGGCCGAGGCCGGCAAGCUGCAGUGUGGCUUUGCGAGGACACCAGGCGUUCCGGGGUAUACUAUGCGGUGAAGACGAUUGAGAUGCCAUUCUCGACAUCUAUUCCAGUGCACCAGAUAGUCAAAAUGCUGAACCGCGCCCCUGAUGGCCGGAUGAAUUUGCCCUACACCACAUCUCCUCAGAAAAUUGUAAUGGAGGUCGGUCUUGAGGAGGAGGCACGCCUUAUGCAUGGACUUCGUCACUCUGGUCUUGUACAGCUGCAUGGAGUGGAUACGGAAAUUGGGAACGAGGGCAUUGCUGUUUGCCGACUUUAUUUGGAAUACAUGUCAUGUGGUUCGCUCUUGUCGUUUGUCCGUCAGCACUAUGAGGCAGGGCGAUUGCGUGAACGAGCAUUGCGCUGGUUUCUAAAGCCCAUUGUUGAAGGUCUUUGCUACAUGCAUGCAAAUGAUGUGGUGCACCUGGACGUGAAAGCGGAGAACAUUUUGGUCAAGUGGGCCGAUGAACAUGGGGACGAGUGUAGGGAUUGUAUCAACUCCCCGCGUCGUUUUCCUGUGACAAAGUUGGGGGACUUUGGCUGCGCACGCUACAUUGGCAGGAAAGCUUCCACCUAUAGUAGUAAUACGAACAACAGGAACAGGUACAAUACACGGGCCUUAGGGCAACGAUACGGUGAAAUGCCUUCUGGUACCCCCGGGUUCAUGGCACCGGAAGUUGUUUUACAGCCUCAUACUACGUCCGAUGCGUGCAGCCCGGCAGCAGAUAUAUGGUCACUUGGUUGCACCAUUCUACAACUCCUAUACGGCGCGCUUCCUGUACAUUCCGAAUUAAACGUUGCCGCUAUCCUUUUUGAAACUGCCAUGCAUCCUGAGAAAAUUCAUCGUUUUAUUCCACCCGCUAGGAUUGAAUCUGACACGUCUAGUGUGAUGACAUCCAUGCCCUUAACGAAGUGUCGUGAGGAUGUCUUCAUUUCCAUGACGUUACGGCAUUUGCUUCUGCAGUGCCUGCAGCCGGACGCCAGUAAACGUGCGACCGCGGCGCAACUAUUGCAGCACCCAUUCUUCCAGCAACAUUGCAACUCUGCGGAUGCCGCUGAGGGUCUUCUUGACCCGCAUCUUUUUGAUGUUUACAGCAGUCAAUGCGGUUUUCAGAAUGAAAGUUUUUUGUGUGGGACUUCAGGAAGCCUCAUCAGCACGCACAUCGAUGGUCUUUCGAUCAGCGAUUGGAGCGACGACGAAGAAGACGACACCGAUGACGAUAUGAUGAUCGAUCGCUAA
Messenger RNA from Trypanosoma cruzi, 1608 nucleotides. RefSeq names its product protein kinase domain, putative. Gene Ontology annotation, biological process: protein phosphorylation. Bases 1 to 1608 code for a protein of 535 amino acids. The record is from RefSeq and is a predicted model, not a curated record. Gene Ontology annotation, molecular function: ATP binding; protein kinase activity. NCBI's taxonomy places the organism in Eukaryota, Euglenozoa, Kinetoplastea, Trypanosomatida, Trypanosomatidae. The transcript has a single exon.